Messenger RNA from Seminavis robusta, 20760 nucleotides. The record is from the annotation of a GenBank genome assembly. Lineage: Eukaryota; Bacillariophyta; Bacillariophyceae; Naviculales; Naviculaceae.
AUGGCCGUUAGCAUCUCACUGUUCUUGGUCAUUCUCCUCGGAGUGGUCUCUGCCUCUGAUGUCAAUGUUGGCGCGGGUGUUGACGUUGGCGUCGAUGUUGACGUAAGGGACAUUGACGCUUCCAAGAAUCUCAAGACUGACCAUCAGACGACCUCCUUUGCCGAAGAGUUCAUUACUCCCACCUCCACGGCCUCCAUUUCCGAUGAACCCGAACCUAACGCUGAAGCUACCAAAUCCCAAGAAAAAGAAAACCAAAAAAAUCCAGAAAAAGAAGAAAAUGACGGGAUUGACAUGGAAGCUCUCGGUGCCCCUUUUAUCGACCCAAAAUCAAAAUCAAGUUCCGAUCCCGACUCUCCCCUUACUCUUGCCUCGCUCGAUUCGGUUGAGAAAAUCAAGGAUCAACUCAAGAUUCAUGACCUCAAACCACCACCAGCCAAUGACGGAGACGGAGCUGGAGAUACUACCAAGGAUCGAAACAUGACGCCUCCCACGACCACUACUGAUUCUACGGUGGAUCCUAUGACCGACGCGGCUGUCGAUGCCGGCGCCGCCACAACGGAAGAAGAGAUGGCAUCCACCCCUGAGGCUGCCAAGGAAACCAAGGAAGAAGAUUCCGAAACCACCGGCAGUAUUGGUCGACACCGUAAAUUGACGGCACAAACGGAUUGGUUGACGGGAAACACCCGCAUGUACGGACCUCGAGAGACUGCCAGCCUCGCGGAUGGUUGGGCAGCUGCCAAUGACUUCUGCCAUCAGCAAGGUGGUUCUCUUGCUACUGCCGCUGAGAUCUGUCCUCCCGAUGGGAAUGCUGCCAAGUCCCGGCCACUCUUUGGAAUCCAUAAGGGAGGUGGCGGUAGCACUAAUCCUAACAAUUGGGUGCCCGUCGGCAACCGAGAAAACCAAUGGAUCAACAUUGGAGACAGUGCUACCUACCCCACGUGUACCUUUCAUGGCGGUGCCGGUGGCAGUGGACAUGUACAUGGAUGGGCAAAUUUCAUUGUGUGUCGUUCGAACUGGUUCAAGUACAAAAAUGUAAAGGCGACAGAUGUUGGCGCCGGUGCAGAUGGCGCUCUUUGGGUGCUUACCGACUAUGACCACGAUGUAGAUGGCCGUGGUUGCUACGGAAUUAAACGCCACGAUGGAAACGAUUCGUGGACAACUAUUGGCGGAUGUGCCCUGAAAAUUUCUGUGGGAAGCAGCGCCCACAUUGUGCUAGCAAAUCACCAUGGGGAUAUUUACAAAUAUGGAGCUGGUGGUUGGGGUCACUUGCCUGGCCAAACUGCUCGUGAUAUCAGUGUCACUGCGGAUGGAAGCAUGUGGAUUACAAAGCUGGUCUCUGGAUAUGCCUACGGAGAUAUCUAUCGCAAGCUCCCCACAGAUGCCUCCUUUGUGCAUUAUGGAACUGGUGGAGACCGUAUUACAGGUUUAGGUCCGAACAAGAUUGCACAAUGUAGCUUUUACGGAGGCCAAAACCACAUCUAUAUCAAACAAGACGGUGGUAGUUGGUAUAUCGCAGGAACCUGCGAUGGCGGAGAUGUAAGUUACGCCACUGAUGGGACCUUGUGGACAACUGCAGCCGUGAAUGCACAAUCAAGUCUUGGACAACCCCGCAAGUCCUUCAGUUCUACCGCCACGGCCACGAAGUGGGCACUUCCGGUUCUAGGACCUUCAGGUGGAAAUAUUGCUGCUGUGAGCGCCAACAAGUUCUUUAUGGUUGAUUCCAACAAUGACCUAUGGAAGUAUGAAAUACCACCCAAGAGAGAACCAAACGGGAUCACUCGGGUCUUUGGACCCACCGAAACUGCCAACAUCAAGUCCUUUGAUCAAGCGCAACAGUUCUGCGAGUCCCAGGGAGGAUCUCUCGCUUCCAGUGCUGAUGUUUGCCCAUUGGAUGGCUCAAAUCAGCCGUUCUUUGGCAUCCAGGCUGUAGAUCAGUGGACCCCAGUCUCGGAUUAUCACAAUGCAUGGAUCCAGGUGGGAACCCAUGGAUCAAAUCCACCUUGCAUUUCUCACCGAGACAUAGCCAAUGACAAUCCUGCCUGGGGCCUCGAUGGAUCCACCAAGGUGGGACCUGAGGCCAAUUAUGUUGUCUGCAACAUGAAAACAUCCAUCUACGGGCCCAGCUAUACAUCCAAUGUGAAUUCCUACGCACAAGCGCAAGACUUCUGCCUAGCCAGAGGAGAAACUCUUGCCUCCAUAUCCGACAUUUGUCCACCGGGAAGUUCUGGUGAACCUUACUUUGGUAUUCAGUCAGGGGAUCAGUGGACACCAGUCUCUGACUAUGACAAUGCAUGGCUCCAGGUUGGUGUUCAUUCAGGCGGUGUUUGCAAAACCCACAAAGAAGUAGCCAGUGGAGCGGAUCCUAGCUGGGGUACUGAUGCAUCCAGCAAGGUGUCAGCCGAGGCAAACUUCAUUGUUUGCGUCUCCAGCAGGGUCCUUUACGGGAAAAGUGAAACAUCUGCCCUUACAACAUAUGACCAGGCCACAAACUUCUGUAAUUCCAAAGGAGAAUCUCUUGCUUCCAUUGCUGAUGUCUGCCCCUUCGGUACAUACAGCCUACCUUACUUUGGCAUCGAGAGUGGUGAUCAAUGGACCCCUGUCUCAGACUACAACAAUGCUUGGGUCCAGGUGGGCGUCCAUUCCGAUGGUGUUUGUCGAUCCCAUCGUGAAAUUGCUGGAGCAGAUCCUGCUUGGGGGCUUGAUGGAAGUCAUAGUGAGGCAGCAAAUUACAUUGUUUGCACAAGUCGCUGGAAGAAGUUUCAUGGUAUUACUGCUCGAGAUGUUGGUGCCGCUAAGGAUGGCACCAUUUGGGUGAUUGGUACGAAUGACAAAGGGGGUGGUUGCUAUGGCAUCUGGAAACACGAAGGGAACGAUACGUGGGUCGAAGUUGAUGGAUGCGGUGUUCGUAUUUCAGUUGGCAACAGCACAAAUGUCAUCAUGGUAGGAUCCGAUGGCAAGAUUUCGAAAAGAAGCAACAAUGAUUGGGUUCAGGUUACCACCGCCUUGGCUCGCGAUGCAAGUAUUACCGAAGAUGGAACCAUUUGGAUGACUGAACUUGUGCCGGGACAGGACUGGGGCGACAUCAAACGCAAACGGCUCUCAGAUACUGACUUUGUCCAAUACCAUGGUGGUGGUGGAGGAGAUAGUAUUUCUGGUUUGAAUGCUGACCAGGCUACGGUGUGCAACUCUGUUACAUCAUUAGCUACAAAUCUUCUUUGGGUUUCUGGUAGUUCCAGCUGGUAUCAAGCUGGAUCAUGUGAUAAUGGAGAUGUGAGCUAUGCUUCUGAUGGAACUAUUUGGACAACAGGUCAGCAAGGCGCAGGAAGCACCGGGGUGCCCCGAAGGUCCACCACUUCUUCCACUUCGGGAACAACCUGGGACACCGCCGUUGAAGGGGGCGCGACAGGUCGAUACAUUGCUGCUGUGAAUGCCAACAGAUUCCUCUUGAUUGAUUCUAACAACACCCUUUGGGAGUAUGAGAUACCUGAAACAGAUGAUGGAUGGGUUAACACUGGAACAUCAACACCUUCUUCUACUCCAUCAAUCUCCCCAUCUGGUGUUCCUAGUGCAUCCCCAUCGAGAUCCCCGUCCAUUGCACCAAGUGAAUCCCCAUCAAUAUCCCCAUCUUAUUUACCAACUGGUUUGCCCUCAACAUCGCCAUCUAAUGUGCCCAGUAUUACUCCAAGCAUAUCCCCCAGUGCCCUGCCAUCUCAACAACCAUCAGACAGGCCCUCUCUAGUCCCAAGUCUCAGCUCUGCUCCCAGCGCACAACCAAGCUCAUAUCCAUCUGCUCUACCAUCUAUCAGUCCCUCCCUGGCUCCCUCUAGUACCCCGUCCGAUCAGCCAACUAGUACUCCAACCUAUGCAGCAUUUGCUUCCAAUUCAGCAUUUGCUUCCACUGUGGAUGAAAGGUGGAAAUCAGAGUGGGGGAGCCUUCACAUGUUUGGACCACAGGAAACGAAUGGCCUGGCCAUUGGCUGGACAGCAGCUCAAGAAUUCUGCAAUUCCCAAGGAGGAAAACUGGCAUCCAAGGAGGAGAUUUGUCCUUCUACCACCUCCACACCAGUUGAUGGAAUCCAGACCCCAGACAAUCAAUGGGCUCCAAUUUCAGAUGGUCUUAACAAAUGGAUUAAUGUUGGACAAAGUGAUAAUCUUCCGGCCUGUUCGCGCCACGGAGGUGCUGCACCAGAGAAUAUUGGUCAAGGACAUGCCCAAGGCUGGGGAAACUAUGUUUAUUGUGCUCCCAAUGAUUGGUACCAGUUCAAGGGCAUUUCAGUUCGAGAUGUCGAUGCUGCGGAGGAUGGCACUAUUUGGGUGAUAUCGUCCACUGCUGUCAUGACUGAUUGUUACAGCAUCCACCGCUAUGUGUCUGGUGAUACUUGGGAAGAGGUCAGGGGCUGUGCUAAUCGAGUUUCUGUUGGCAGCAGCACAAAUGUGGUGAUCGUAACGACAGAUGGCGAGAUCCAUCAGUGGACUGGACGUGGUUGGAAGUUGCUCACGAGUCCCCCUGCUAGGUAUGCAAGUAUCAGCAAAGAUGGAACUAUUUGGAUGUCUAAGCUAGUGUCUGGGACGGAUCAUGGUGAUAUCUAUCGCAAGCUUCCUUCAGAUAAUGACUUCAAGUACAUUAUUGGAGGGGGCAGUGAUCAUAUUUCAGGAUCAGGUCCAGACUGGGUUGCUUCCUGCAAUAGCUUGGCAUCUUUGAGCCAAAAUGCUCUCUUGCUUAAUGGUGGUUCCGGCUGGUAUCAAGUAGGAACCUGUGAUAAUGGAGAUGUGAGCAUUGCCACUGAUGGAACUAUUUGGACAACUGGGGUGCCUUCUGGCCAAACAAGUCCAGGCCUGCCCCGCAGAUCAAUAUCAUCCAGUGCCGCUGCUACUACCUGGGACCUCCCUAUACAGGGCAAGAGUUGUACCCAAAUUGUUGCCAUUCAUGCAGACAUGUUUUUGCUGGUUGAUUCUGGUAGCAACCUUUGGCAAUACAAGGUUCCCAUUAAGAUGAGUCCAGCUGCAGACGCUCCUCUGUUUGGACCAAGUGACACAGUAAAUGUGAAAACAUAUGAAGAAGCACAGAGAUUCUGUCAGUCCAAGGGAGGAAAUCUUGCUUCGAGUAGAGAUAUUUGUCCAUCUUUCAACAACUGGCAAAAGUACACUGGAUUUCAGGCUACCGAUGUGGGUGCUGCAGAUGAUGGCACAAUUAUGGCGGAUGUCAGCAUUACCAAAGAUGGAUAUAUUUGGAUAAUCGAGAAGACAGCAUCUGGGGGCAAUGGAGCCAUCAAGCGCAAGCAUAAGGAUGCGACUACCUGGGAGCAUAUCGAUGCCGGAUUUGGCCACAGAAUUUCUGCUUUUGAUGUUAACCAUGUUGUGACAGUUGCUCUCAAGGCUGGUGGUGGUGGUGGUGGUAUAAUUUACUACAAUAUGGGUACCGGUUGGCAUGCUAUGGGAGAGUGUGAAAAUGGAGAUGUUGAUCUCGCUACAGAUGAAACCGUUUGGACCACUGGAGGAUUUGAGUUGCAUUCAAAUCAAGUAUCACAAGGAUUAGCACGCAGUUGGAAUGGCCACGAUUUGACAUGGGACCCUGCUCUUCAAGGCCACACCGGCACAAACAUUGCUGCAGUAAGCGCAAGAGAAUUUCUCAUGGUUGAUGACAAUGAUAAUCUGUGGCACUACAAGGCAGAUCAUCCCUACUUUGGUAUCCAAACUGGUGAUCAAUGGACUCCAGUCUCGGACUAUGACAAUGCUUGGAUCCAGGUAGGAAUCCAUCCAUCAGGUGGUCCAACUUGUGCCCUGCACAGGGAGAUAGCCAAUGGAGCAGAUCCGACGUGGGGUCUUGAUGGAAGCUGGCCUGAUGCAGCAAACCAUAUUCUUUGCAAUAUGGACAAAUUUGUGUUUGGACCAAGUGAUACUUUCAAUGUGACUAGUUAUGAUGACGCCAAGCACUUUUGUGAGGCAAAGGGAGGAGCUCUUGCUCCAUUUGAUGACAUCUGCCCUGUUCCUGCUGGUGUCAAUCGACCCUACUUUGGUGCUGUUGGUGGCGUUCAUUGGACUCCUCAUGGUGACUACCGCAAUGGUUGGGUUGAAGUCGGUGGCGAUGCCGAGACUGCCAUGUGUUCCAGGCACAGGACAAAGUAUGGUGACCCACGAAUUGGACUUGGCCCAGUAUGGGGCGUAGCUGAUGACAAGCUUCAAGGAGAGGCAGACUAUGUAGUCUGCAAGAUGGAGGGUGUAUACCUGUAUGGGCCUGAUGUUACUGCCAAUGUCAAGAGCUAUGAUCAAGCCAAGCAAUUUUGUGAGGCUAGGCAGCUCCUCCUGGCCUCCAGUGCUGAUAUCUGCCCCCAAGAUGGUUCAAACAAACCUUACUUUGGUAUCCAGCCCGACGAUCAGUGGACCCCAGUCUCAGAUUAUCAUAAUGGAUGGCUUCAGGUGGGAACCCAUGUAGCAAAUCCACUCUGCAGUUCGCACCGAGACAUAAACAAUGACGAUCCUGCCUGGGGUCUCGAUGGAUCCACCAAGGUGGGACCUGAGGCCAACUUUAUAGUUUGCAGCUCUUGGUUUCACCUCAACAGAGAGGAAACAACCACAGAGAUUGGUGUUUCUGGUACUGUGUUUGAGCAGCGUCAAAAGCUCAACAAACUUUAUAGCAUUCCCGAUCACCACCUCCAUGGAAGGAUCAGCCGCAGCAUCGCUCGGUUCAAUCACCCUGAUGGUAAGCAGCGCAACCUGUGUGCCUAUGCUGAAGAUGGGUUCAAUUUUCCCUAUACCCUUGCAUAUUACAAGGUGUACCCAGAGGAGGGCUCCCUUGAAAUAAAGUACGCUACCAACCUGCAAGAGUUAUACACUGAUGGUGAACUUCGCAUAGCGAGACCGUCAAGCGAAAUAGGAUACUUUCCAAUCGGUGAUGUCAUUUGGAAUGGAGGGGUAAACACGACAAAGAAUGGCACAGAUAUUCUCAUCCCUCAGAAGAAGGCUCUGUUGGUCAAGGGAAGUGGUUCCGCCCUGACGAAACCCCUCUACUAUCAGAACAUAUUCAAUGCAUCAAUUGGAUAUCUGAAGGAGACAGGACCCGAUGGCCUACCUCGAGGAGGUUCAUCUGAAACCAAUGGGUUCUCGAGUAAUGGAACAAAAGUCGCAGGAGGUGAAGCAGCUGCUCCUACAUUUUGGCAUGAGUACAAUGGAAUAUCAGUCCGAGAUGUGGGUGCUGCACAUGAUGGCACAAUUUGGGUGAUUUCAAACUACACUGUCAUGGAAGGCUGUUACAGCAUCCAUCGUCUUGUAGAAGGAGAUAAUUGGGAAGAAGUCAGAGGGUGUGCCUCUGGCAUCUCAGUUGGCAGCCGCGAAAAUGUCAUUGUAACAACCACGGAUGGAGAAAUAUUCAAGUGGAGCAGCAUUGGCUGGGAUUUGAUCCCCAGCCCCGCUGCACGAGAUGCAACCAUCAGUAGGGAUGGAACCAUUUUUUUGACAGAAUUGAAAGAUGGGACAGACUAUGGCGAUGUGUGGCGCAAGCAUCCUUCAGAUAGUUCCUUUGUGUUCUUUGGUGGAGGUGGAGAUCGAAUUGCUGCUUCAGGGCCCGACAAGGUGGCCCUCUGUAAUUCCUUGCCAUCUAUAAAUCAAAAUGCGCUCUGGGUCAAUGCUGGUUCCGGCUGGUACCCUACUGGAGCCUGUGAAAAUGGUGAUGUAAGCAUUGCUGCUGAUGGAACGAUUUGGACAACAGGAUCAACAAGUCAUCAAACAAGUCCGGGACUCGCUCGCAAGUCCAUCGUUGCCACUGGCUCUGUCACAACAUGGGCAACCCCCAUCCAAGGCCACUCAGGAGGCAAAAUUGCUGCUAUGAGUGCAACAGAAUUUGUACUGGUUGAUUCGAAGAACAAGCUCUGGCGGUAUGAGAAUCCAGGUCUCCAAGCACCCAAGACAGGCAGCACCCGAAUUUUUGGACCACGUGAAACUGGACCGAUCAAGAGCUACAGAGAAGCUCAAAAGUUCUGUGAGAUUAAGGGAGGAUCUCUUGCAUCCAGUUCUGACAUCUGCCCCUCAGGAAGCUCUUCAUGGCCCUAUUUUGGUAUCCAGGAUGGGGAGCAGUGGGCACCUGUGUCUGAUUUUAGCAAUGGUUGGAUCCAGUUGGGAAGCCAUCCCUUUGCACCGACAUGCAGUCUGUACAGAGACACACACGAUGGAAUGGAUCCUGAUUGGGGUCUUGAUGGGACCUCUAAGAAAGCCUGGGAGUCCAACUAUAUUGCCUGUAGUAUGAGAAUGUUCAUGUAUGGGCCCAGUUCAACAGCUGGAGUCAAGACCUAUGAUCAAGCGCAAGCAUUCUGUGCAGCAAGAGGAGGAACUCUUCCAUCCAGUACUGAUAUUUGUCCCUCAGCUAACACAAACAGUUGGAAUGAAGAGUGGGGAGACAUUCACAUGUUUGGUCCAAAUGAAACCAGCAGCCUGGCAAUUGGCUGGACAGCAGCGGAAGAGUUCUGCAGUGCCAAUGGAGGAAGUCUGUCUGCUAUCCAUGAGAUUUGUCCACCCGGUGGGAACUCAACGCCUGUCACUGGUGUCCAAUCAGUAGGAGAUGAUCAAUGGGCCCCAAUUUCAGAGCGAGAAAACCAAUGGGUCAAUGUGGGCAGUGGUGGGAUAUUUUCGGCCUGUACGAAACAUGGUGGCGCGGCACCUGAGAUUACUGGCGAAGGUCGUGAUCGUGGAUGGGGAAACUACGUUUUUUGUUCUGCCAUCAGAAAGGGCUGGUUCAAAUAUAGUGCGGAUGUUCGAGAUGUUGGAGCAGCCGAGGAUGGCACAAUUUGGGCGAUUGGAAUGCAUGACUACUUCCCUGGAAAGGGCUGCUACAGCAUUCUUCGAAAUUCUGGUGGAGAUUCAUGGGCAGAAGUUGGUGGGUGUUCUCAUAGAAUAUCUGUCGGAAGUAGCUCUAAUAUCGUGGUCCUAAACUUUCACGGGCACAUCCAUCAAUGGACUGGGCAUAACUGGAAGUAUCUCCACAGCCCUCCUGCGAGGGAUGUAAGUAUUACCAAGGAUGGAACUAUUUGGAUGACUGAGUUGCAUGUUGGUCAUGUUUACCGCAAAUUGCCUAUGGAUCCUCUCUUUGCGCCGUUUGGAGGCUAUGGGGACCGCAUUGAUGGUUCGAGUCCAGACAAGGUUGCUCUAUGUAACUCCAUGUCAGAUCAAAACCUACUUUGGGUUCAUGGUGGUUCCCACUGGUACCCUCCUGGUGCGUGUGAAAAUGGAGACAUUAGCGUUGCCGCCGAUGGAACCAUCUGGACAACUGGAAUUGGAAAUGGCCAGACAGGUCCUGGAUUGGCCCGUAAGUCAAUGACCUCGUCUGAUUCCGCUACUACCUGGGCUGCCCCCAUACAAGGUCCAUCUGGUCGCAACAUUGCGGCUGUGAAUGCUUACAAGUUCCUGCUGGUUGAUGCCAGCAACCAACUUUGGGAGUAUGAAGAACCGGCAGCCAUUCUGCCGACGGUGGGGACCUUGAAGGGUGGCGAUCAGUGGAUCCCCUUCAAUGACUACCACAAUGGAUGGAUAGAAAUUGGCAGAGAUGAAAAUUCUCCUGUAUGCUCCACAAUCCGAGAUGUACAUGGUGAUCCCCAAUGGGGUCUUGUGGAGGACAACUCUGUCUCUGGGCCGAACUACCUUGUUUGUGACUUGAAUCGGGUCAUCUUUGGGCCCAGCGAAACAACAAGCGUUACGAGCUACAACCAAGCACAAGAGUUUUGCAAAGCAAAGGGAGGAUACCUUGCUUCAAGCUCUGAGAUUUGUCCAUUGGGUGCUUCAAGUCAUUGGAUCAAUUACGAAUGGUUUAAGGCUCGUGAUAUUGCCGCUGCAGAGGACGGUACUAUGUGGGCGAUUGGAAUUCAUGACUAUUGGCCCAGCGACGGCUGCUACAGCAUCCAUCGCCGCCAUGGCAAAGAUUCCUGGCAUGAAAUAGGUGGUUGUGCUCAUAGAAUUUCAGUCGGAUCAAAGGACAACGUCAUUGUACUGAACUUCAGAGGAGACAUUUUCCAGUGGACAUCGCAUGGCUGGAUUUAUCUCAACAACAAUCCCAAAGCACGAGAUGCAAGUAUUACCAAGGAUGGGACCAUUUGGAUAACUACAUUGGUGGAAGGAAGUGACCAUGGUGCAGUCUAUCGCAAGCUGGCAAAUGAAACUUCCUUUAGGGAGUUUGCUGGUGGCACUGGAGACCGAAUUGCAGGCUUUACGUCGGACAAGGUUGCUGUCUGCAACUCCUCACUUUCGAGUGAAAGCAAGAUGUGGUACUAUGAUAGCAGCCAAUGGAGUAUCAUUGGAGACUGUGGAGAUGGAGAUAUCAGUAUUGCUGCCGAUGGAACAGUCUGGACGACAGGCGAUGGUAACAACCAAACGAUUGGAGGAUUGGCCCGCAGGUCUACUUCCCUCUCUGGUUCUGGUGCAACCUGGGCAUCUCCUAUUCAAGGCCACUAUGGAAAGAACAUUGCUGCUGUGAGCGCCAGAGAGUUCCUUAUGAUCGAUGACAACUUCAACCUGUGGCAUUACUAUGAAGCUGAGGAUCCAUACUUUGGCAUUCAGUCCGGAAAUCAGUGGACCCCAGUCUCUGACUACAUUAAUGCAUGGGUACAGGUUGGUUCCAACCAUGGUGCUCUAGGUACAACCUGUGGACUCCACAGAGACACCAACAGAAUAGAUCCCAGGUGGGGUGCUGACGGAAGCUGGAGUGGAGCUGCAAACUAUGUUGUAUGCAAUAUGAGGUUGGAAGUUUACGAUUCAAUCUCAACAAUCAAUGUCAAAACUUAUGCCCAGGCACAAGCUUUCUGUACAGCCAGAGGAGGAACUCUUGCUUCCAGUGCAGAUGUCUGCCCCUUUGGUCCAAAAGAGGAACCCUACUUUGGUAUUCAAACUGGUGAUCAGUGGACCCCAGUUGCAGACUAUAACAACGCUUGGGUCCAGGUGGGAGUCCAUCCAUGGGGUGCUGUUACUUGUGGUCUCCACAAGGAUGCGGCCAAUCAUGAUCCCAGUUGGGGUCUUGAUGGAAGCCGGAAAGAUGCUGCUGCAAAUCACAUUGUGUGUAAGACUGGUCCACCACCAGAGAAGCUCGUGGUGCCAGGGGAUGACCAAUUCCAUAUGUUUCCAGAUGCCCUCGCUGAUGGGCCAAGAAAGUGCUUUGCGUUCACCACUACUGCACGUGAAAAUCAAUGUGUUGGAAUAUCAACCAGACCUGAUCUUGUCCAGGAAUGGAAUAGUGACUUCUUGAUUGUUUCUCUGAAUGAUGCAUUGCAAGAAGAAAGCACUUUCUAUGCUGCUGAUUUCUCAAAGCACAGUUCCACCAACCACAACUCCGGCUUGCCAAGCUUUCAGCCACCUUACUUGGAUGGAACAGCAAAGGAUUUUUGGGUGUGUUCACAGUCUGAGUUGACCGGUGGCCUUCUGUUUGUGAUGGGCACUGGUCGUGACCCUGAUGAUGUUACCUCCACAGUAGUCGUGACAGUUUCUCUUCCCGACGUCACGGCUGACUCCCGUCCUUUCUUUGGAUUCAAGUCCCUGAAUACAGAGGAGUUGUACACAAAUAUUGAGGUAAUUGAUUUCAAUACUGCUCCCACACCUACCCCUGCCCCGGUCUCGACAGGGGCCAAUGCCCGACGUUUGCUCAUGGCAAGCUAUAGCUACAGGGAACUUGCUUCAGUGAAUGGCACUAUUGCUCCAACCACAAUCUCAUCCAACGAUACCAAUUCCACCAACAGCCCUACCGCCGUCCCAUCAAGCUCUCCUACGGCCACUCCACCAUCUCUCUGGAGACCCAUUCCUCCUCCAGGAUAUACUUGCCUUGGUCAUGUGUGGAGCACCGAUGACAAAGAACCUUCCACAGAUCUUGUUCGCUGUAUCCAAACAAUGUUUGUCGAGGGCUCGAAGGAACCUAGACAGAGAUGGGACAGCCAGUCAUCGAUUGAUUUUGAUGAGCUGACUUUAUGGGAGGCAACAGAAACAAGGACAAGCCUCUCCCCGGGCACAUUCAUUUCAAGGGCAUGCGAAGCCUGUGAAUCACCGCAGGAAGAAUUCUACUCACUCAAAAAACAAUGCAUUGUGGGGCAUGGGCAAGUACCCUUUUGCGCAGAACCAGGCACACCUUGGAAGGUGGAAGUUGCGAACCAGACCAAUUUCAAUAUUCCGUAUGCCAAGCUUCAACCAUGUGGCUAUGAACAUGAAGACAAGAGAGUGUAUGGACGGCAACACAACACUGAUCAAGAGUGGGAAAAGUAUGCUGUUGAGCUUUACAACAAGUCUGGAUUUGUUGGCUGGAAGCAUCUUGGUGUGUCGGAACGCCUUGGCAAGCCAUAUUGUCUUGGCUCAACUGCAUUUGGCAGCUCUACCUUCCAGAAUGAUUUGUUCAUCACGAAUAUUCCAAUGGAAGGCCGUGUCCUAGAGAAAGAUCUCAAGAACAUUACGUACGGUACAAAUGGCGAGCUCCUUUCGGCCAAACUUGCAGGAGAUUUUGUUUUCCUGUUCCCUUGCAUUGAACAAAAUCCAAUCUUGGAGACCAAGAAGAUGCUGUUAGACUUGGCUGCUGAAGCAAGUAUGGAUGGAAGCGUAGAAUCUGGCAUCGUUAACAUUGAGGAGGAUCUGGGAGUAGCAUCAAGACAUUGUAACCCAGCAAAACGGCAAUGCAAAGCAAAAUCACCAUGGGGGAACCCACACAUUUGCGGUGAAAAAGAGGAGCCAACAAAGUCUGGUGCAUCGAAAUGCCACCGAAGUGCCAGUGGGGGGAUCUGUGGAGAGAAAUUCCGAAUCUCUGUACAGGAAUCUACUCGGACAUUGGGCCGAGCGAUUCCAUAUGGGGUUGGCCAAGAUGGUGGUGGAAAGUACCUUGUGCUUGAUGAAGGAAAGAGUGUGUUGCUGAUUGGAAACGCAUGGAAAGCCUUCUCACUAGGCAGUGAGUAUACUGUUACAGAAAGUACAACUCUGGAGUUUGACUUUGAGUUUCGCAAUGAAACGGAAGGGCAUGCAAUCUGUCUGGACGAAGACACCAAUGAUGACGUUGAGAUUGAAGGGCAGCACCGAUGCUUCAAGCUCGCUGGAACCCAGGUAGCACCAUCUUGGUCUGAAGUAUGGAAGAUGCCUCAAGAUGGAGAGGAAAGGACUAGCUGGAAAGACCCCACCAGUAAACUUCACUACAAAAUCAAAGUUGGGUCUAUUACAGAAGGGCCAGCCAGUGGAAAACCGUACAUUGCGCUGAACACCAAUAUGAGAUUCCUGGCCUUGGUCCAGGACAAUGAUGCAGACACAGAGGCAGGGCUGAGCAGAUUCAGUAAUAUCAAACUUUAUGAUGCCCAGCCAGCUGGAGGGACAACAUCACUUGCCACAAGUAUCUGUACCAGGAGGACCGAGCUGAACGGAUUGUACAGUAGCCAAGGAGCAGCUCCUGCACAGCUUGGAGCUAGUACGGAAACGAUGAUGCGAUACAAUGAUGGCAGUGGCGCGAGUGCCCGGGAGUCUUUGUGUCCGGUCUUUGAUGCAUAUUCGCCGACUGAAAUCCCCUACACAGUGCAGGCUUACAAUAUGGAAUCAACCGAUUUUCUGGAUGUUCAGUACCGUGAUGCUACCGAGGAUGCUGUUUAUUGGAUUCAUUCUACACGUUUCCGAGUGUUGCGAGUUGCUGACACCGUUCUUCCGGAUGGUUACUACCGUCUUGGAGAUUCAUUGAACACCAAUUUUGCUAACAAAAAGUCCAUUGCUAUUGUGAAAGGUGGUGGUGAUGCCCUAGCACCUCCAAAUGACUACAUCGGAUCCUUUGAAUGCAUGUUCAAUGGAUGGCCACAUUGCAUUUAUUGGAGACCAGUCUGCCCAUACGGCUAUGUUGCAAUGGGCUAUGUUUGGACGAGCUAUCUUUCAGGAUGGCACAAGCCAACCAGGGACUACAUGCGAUGUGUUAAGGAGGACUAUGUUUUCCCAUUACAUUGGGUGUUCGGUCUCCAAUGGGGAGGAAACCUCUUCUAUGGAGAAGUUGCACACAAUUUCUGGCCACAGGACUUCUUGCUGACGGGGACACAUGAUAUGACACCCAUUGAAAGCUGGUGGGCAGGAGAUCUUUUUGUUUUACGGAAGCCAUGUACGCAGUAUGGUACUUGGCCAUACUGUUCUGGGCGUGUUUCGAUGUGGCCAGAUGAUGAGGUGGAAUUCCAUGUCCCCUAUGCUGUUUUGAAGCCAUGCGACUUCCACGAUGAACACAAGGAGCUUUAUGAUAGUACCCUGGAUUCCGAGAGUAGGAGAAAAUGGGAAAGCACUGCUGUUGAGCUCUACAAAGAUCCCAUUACUGGGUUUACUGGAUACAAGCACAUUGCAGCAACUAGGCGGUAUAACAAACCUUACUGUCUUGGAACGAAGGUCUAUGGACGAUCAAAUCAGCUUCGCUUGAAGUAUAUGCCCCAUAUUGGAUCCCAUAUUGCUGAUAUUGCCCACAAACAGAUACGUGGGAACUUUGUCUAUGAUCCUAUCCAAGGAUACGGUGGAGACUAUGUAUUUUUGUUCCCAUGUUCGACAAAUGAUGACAUUGGAAACCACAAACGAACACUGGAAAUGUCGCGAAUCGUAUCGUCAACAAUCCGAAGGGAUCUUGUUAACAAAGAUGAGGAUCUCGGAGUGGCGGCAAGUUACCCUUCUCUAUCCUGGAGCAAACCUCACUUUUGCCCAUGCGGAGAAGAACCAAUCAAAGAUGGCAGUGGGUGUAUGAAGGUGGACACCUGCUACUACAAAGCGUCUAUCUGUCCUGACGAGGUCAAGUUUUCCACCUGUGCAGCAGAUUAUUCUUACUGCCAAUGCGACGAAGGAUAUGUGGGGAACAGAUAUGGCGCUCAGGCUGUUACCAGUGGGAAUGGAGAUGUUUGCGUUCUUUCUGAGGAUGCUGACACACAGCAAAAUGUCUCCUUUGACUCUUUUGACGUAGUAAUGAAGAAGUCGGGUCUGACAGGCAUAACAGUCAGGAUGGAUCGGUAUGAUGCAAGUGACCCAGAUGAACUACACAAAACAGUCAAAAAGUGGGAUGCAAAGGAGACAACAGUGGUUGCUGUAGAUGCACCCAAAAACAUCUACAAGCAAACUUUUGAUGGUUUACGCCCUGGAACGAAGUAUCAGUAUACAAUUACGGAAACUUCCAGUGGUUCAGUGCUGUAUGACGCGGCAGAGCAAGUGACCUACUGCUGCUGUGACUGUAAACGAUCAUCACAACAUGAUGACAGUACUGGAAGGCCAGUAGACAUCAAGAUAUUCCAAGACGCCGGGGUGAUCACUUUUGAAUUUAUCGACAAUUCUCGCUGCUCAGAAGCUUAUGCUUUUACCAGGACUGACGUGGGCGCUGGAGAGUUCAUAAAGUCUGAUGAGAGUCUGAAGCAAACUUUCACUCCAAACUUUGUAACCUUUGCGAAAAAGAAGUGUACCAUGGCUGCUGUCAAACCGGGAACUAAUGCUGCUGAUGAUCUUCGAUUUUCAAGACUCCAGGUCUCAGAGCCCUACAGAUACUGCAUCCGAGCUGUUGCAGAGCUCUACUCUGCGGACUCUCAGCAUUCAAGCGAUGAUGCUUGUAAGAUCCACUUUGUCCGCUGGCAAGCCUCCAUCAAGGGGAAGAUUGUUACAGAGCAGGGCAAAGUACCAGUUGAAGGGGUCAAAGUAACCUGGCAAUUGAUGAACCUGCAGCAAACUGCUGUGAUUCAUGAAGGCACAGCUACAACCAAGAAGCCCGGAAAAUUCCAGAUUGAAUUUGACGUCGAUGACAGCAUCAACAAGUACCUGAAUCGCGACAAUGCCUUCCCUGUACGAAUCACAUUUGACAAACAGACAGAUGUUGGGGGAAGUGAGCCCAUCAUUCAUGACUUUGUCUGUGAAGAUGGGACCGUGGAUUGCUCUGGAGAGGAUGGGACAAUCUUUUAUCUGAAGCAUUUGGAAUUCAAUGAACCUUUCAUGGCUCAGGACAAGACAUCAGUCCCAGUCAAAGGAAGGGUAUCUAUUACAGAACAUGGUGGAUGCCCCUUGAUCGGAGCAGAUGUUUGCCUCAUGCAAAAGCGAGCAAACUACCCUGACGCUCAGGGUGCUUGUGUGAAGACUGACGGAUCUGGAAACUUUCAAGUGCCGGCAACUAUUGGAACCACAGUUGGCGUCAAAGUGGCUUACUUUGAGCAUAAUAUUGUGAGAGCUCCAGAAAACGUUCUUGAUUACGAAAAGGGAAUAUUCAUAGACCCCACUAGGCGCUAUGUUGGCAAUGACUUUGUUGACAUUCAGAAGGCUGCCUUAUUUGUCGAGAUCGCUGGAGGAUUGUGUGAUAUGCGCUUGGGACGUAGCAAGAUCGAAGUGGAAACUUGUAGUUCGCACCCUCCUCUGGUUCUUCCGCAAGGAAUGUGGAAGGCACAGCACACACUUCCAGCUCACGUGCUCAAUGUACGAGUUGUCGAAGUCAGGGAUGAUCGUGACAAAGAAAAGCCACCGCAGAAAUUACAUGACAUCACCAAGUUCUUCAUGGACAAGACUCAAAGCAAGUCUGUUGAUCUUCGCGAGGAAGUGGCAAAAGACACAGAAGAAGAGGAAACCAGUGCCACACCUAACGAUCAGUCAGUUGGGCAUGAGCAGCAACCAGGCAUCCCCAUGAAAGAUGUACCAGAGCUUCGCUUCCAGUAUGAUGGUGCGCUUCAACAAGAAUUUGAGUUUGGUGGGGCAGAUGAGCUGGCACUCCAUUCGGAGAAGUGUUCAGUGGACAAGGUCUUGCCAGAGCCGUUGGUCAAGCGGCAAGCUGGUACCACCUAUUCUCUCCACGUCACACACACUGGUUGGUUUUUUGAACCUAAAAUAUCCCUGAAGUACGAACUCAUGACAGACAUGUACUGUGAUGUCAUGGACGAUGAUAUCAUUGUUGAAAUUGAAAACAGUGUUGGUAUUGAUGCCAAGUGGGACCAAUUCAAGAAGGAUCUGCCACCUGAUGAAGUCAAAGCUUAUGAGAGAUGCAGUCCAAAGAACACUUGCAAGUACAGUGUGGAGCACUCUGAACCAAAUGGAGUCAAGCAAAGAGCUCAUGUCGCUCCAAAGGACCCCAAAGAUCCUCAAAAAAAGAUCAAGUUUUUGGUUGGCCGUCCCAGGAUUGACUCACCAUAUCGCAAGCAAUUCAAGGUGAAGGUUACAAAGGCUGGAGUCCGCCUCUUGACCCAUGUUGCUGAGGUUGUGAUUACAGGCGACUACAAACUGGGUUCAGGGAAGUCCUUUGCUCUUCCUACCUAUAACCCCAUUCUAGUCCUUCGUGAUCCACCUGGAGGGCUUUCACAAGCGUCCUAUGAAAAUGUCCAGACCACCAUGCGGGUUCGGUCAGCUGAAUAUGAGAAACUAUCGGACGUGUACCACACCUCCCGCCUACACCUUGGAGCUGACAUUGACGCCGGAAGUUGUGCUGGCUUGGGGCUACAAUUUUGUUUUAAAACUUUUGCCGUGUCUGGUGAUGGGCUUGCUGGUGGUAUGGACUCUGAUGAUAUUGAUUACAAGUAUCACAAUGAACACAUGUUUACUUCUGAGUACACCACUACCUGGAGUUACACCACCAGCGAUGAUCCAAUGCUUGCAGGACAAAACUCGGAUGUGUUUGUGGUCCCCAACUUGAAUGUGUUGUUUUCUGAGACUUUGAAUUUCAAAUUCCAUCCUGAAACAUGCUCAACCAAUGUGACCACUGAAACCAAAUUCAAUCUCGAGGACAAAAAGAAUAAACCUGCUGUCUCCUUCCUCUCUUACCUUUACAUUGACCAGCAUUUGAUGCCAACACUGGUGACAAAAGUUAAGGAGUACGAUGGCAGGUGGAAAAAUGAACCUGAUCCACAGAACAAGACAAAGCUCAAAUCUCAACAUGACACCUUAGCUUUUGCUCUGCAAAGUUGGAAUCAAACAAUCAGAGACUACAUGAACACAACCAGCCAGGCAACCCAAAUUCCAGCGAGAGAGUGGUUUGACAAAUGGGCGUCCACAAAAGAUGAUUUCUUUGCUGUUGACCCGGUUAGACCAAGUGGCAAUCCCGCCAUUGAUCUGGUGAACCUUAUGCAGAGUGCAUACUUGACUGAGAUGAAGCCAGUAAUUGGAAAGGGUGAGCAUUGGGCCAAUCUGGCCCCUGAAACCCUUACAGACAGAGCUGUGGCUGUGCAGGGAGCUAAUUACAUCGAGGCAGGAUCGCAAAAUGAUAAAAAGGACUUGAAGGAGACGAAUCGCCUUCAGUUCAGUGGAGGAGGGGGCACAAUGGAGUAUUCAAUGGGUCAUUCUGGUAUCACUGAGAUGAGCAGACUAAAUCAUCGUCAUCCCAAUGAAGAAAGUACUUUUGGGGGCACAGUAUCCUUCGACAUGUCAGCUGGUCCUGGAGUUAUGAUUGGUGGCGGGUUUGAACUGACAAGUGUGACAACAAAGUCUCAACAGUAUGUGGAUACAGAUGGCAACAGCAAGGAAACAACCGUUUCGUUUGUGCUCGGUGAUGAAGACAAGGAUGACGACUUUGUGGUGGAUAUCUUUGUCGAUCCCAUGUAUGGAACUUUCAUUUUCCAAAAGGUUGCUGGUACAACAAGUGCUCCAUGGGAAGGUGAACCAACUGCGCGGGGAGAAGACAUUGAUCUCAAUGUUGUGCAGCGACCAAACAAGCCGGUACUCCCUGAUGAGCCCAUGACCUUCACACUCACCAUUGCCAACAAUGUCAACGACCCAUGGACGAGUGCCUUUGUGGUUUUCCUCGACCACACGACCAAUCCAGAAGGGCUCUCGCACAAGCUGGGAGGGAAUGACCUCGCAGUUGCGCAUGACUUUGGCCCGUUUAAUGGUGUCCGUGUGGUAACAAUGGAAGUUUGGAGACCAUCGAGGGGAUAUCAGUUUCCAGCCACUCUGAUUCAAAUGCAGGCUGAUUGGGAUGAUAUCGGCCGAGAAGCCAAAACCGUGUGGUUACACAAUUCGAUGAACUGCUAUGGAACAGCAUGCAUGGGGGUUGAGGAACCUUGCCCUUGUAUCAAGUUUGAGGAACCAUGUCCAGCGAUGGAGUGGGCUGGACCUUUUGAGCAGGAGAAGAAGUAUGUUGUGAACUUGGCCAAUGUUGCAGAUCCUGUCCCCUUGGUUAUUCGCAACCCCAAGAAGGCCGAUGGUACUCUUGCCAGCCUUGUCAAUGAUACAAGGCUGGAGAGUGUAUUUAUCUACUGGAGGAAGCUUGGGGAGACCAGUUCACCAAACAUCGCUUGUCUGGACGUGUCAAAACAGCAGCGUGCCAACUUUGCCGCAAUUCCAGUAGAUGCUGGGCGUGAGGAUGGCUAUGGCUAUGCCAGUAUCAACUGGUUCUUCCAGCAGGUGCAUGUUGCAGAAACCAGUGCAGAUGGUGUAUACGAAGUAUUUGUUGAAAGUCGAUGUCAAGGUUUCACCAAUGCUCCUGAUAACUUCAUCAAGGUGGAGCCAGAACCAUUACUGAUUGUUGUGGAUCGAGUAGCUCCAAAGAUGUAUGGAAUGCUACCAGUGCGGGAUGUGGUGGUCCCAGGAGAGGAAGUUGUGAUCGUCUUCACCGAAGAAAUCGAUUGUUCUAUACCUUUCAACUUUGAUCUCACAGUGUCUGUGGCUGGAAUCAAAGAUGCUGGGGGUGUAAAUGAUGCAAAGUAUGGCAUCUUUUCCAACGAUCUGAAUAUCGACUGCAGGGAACGGAAGUUGGGUUUCCUCUUUGAUGAACUCAUGGGCUACGAUGUUUUGAUGGGUCGUGAAAUGAGCAUUUCUGUAACAGGUAUUCAUGACCUGCAAGGAAAUAAUAUUACUGAAGCCAUCCAGUUCAAGAAGACGUUUGCGAACUUGAAUGUAAACAACACUGGCUCGGCCUUUGACAUGACACUAGGAGAGCAAUGCAACGGAACCACCAUGAGUUCAGAGGAUGCCAAAGUCAGGAUAACGCAACUGCUGAACUUGGCAGACUCAACUCGUAUUGAGAUCCUGAGCGUGCGGUGUGAAAACGCAAAUCAGACUUUGGCUCGUGUCAAGAUGGCUCCAUCUGGUGCUCCCAGCUUCCGAAAGUUGGAAGAGGGAGCAGAUACCAAGGUAGAUGGUGGCGACCACACCCCCAUUGGAGUGUUUUAUGCCUUGGCACAGUUGUCCAAAGAGGCAAGGGAAAGACGCAGGUUGACGGCUUUCAAUGUCUCAAGUCCUGACGUGUUGAUUGACCUCAGUGGCAAUCCUAUUGACUUUGAGUUCAGUGUUGGCAAUCUGGAGCUUAUUCCCCAUGAAUCUGAUGUGGAGCGAUAUUCACUUGACGACCCACCCUCCACUGAGGAGCAGCUCAUUGUGGCUGUUGCUGAAGGGAUUGAUGAGACCACUUUGAGACAGCGUGAACAAAUUUUGAGACUGGAGCAAGGAAUGAAACAGCAGCUGGCAGCGACUGCUGCCAUGAAAGAGCAGCUGGCAGCAACUGCCGCCAUGAAAGAGCACUUAGUAACGCAGAUGGAAAGCCAAAUGACAGUCCAAACAGAAACGCUGCAUGCCAAAAUGGAGGCGCUUCUGGAUCGUGCUUUUGACAAGCAAACCCUAGAGAAGUUGCCAAACCGUGAACGUCGCAAUUCAAAUCGGAGCAAGUUGGACUCUUCUUCAAACCAGCAGGAUCAUGAUGCAGCCAAUCUGAUGUCGCAAAUCCGGUUGCCAAACCAGCAGGAUCAUGAUGCAGCCAAUCUGAUGUCGCAAAUCCGGUUGCUGCAAGUACUGUUUGGUUGUUCUGUGGUGGCUAUCAUUGUGCUGCAAUACAAGAAGAAUCAACUCAAGGCAUCUCUCCAGCAGUAA